This is a messenger RNA of Arabidopsis arenosa, 1217 nucleotides long. Lineage: Eukaryota; Viridiplantae; Streptophyta; Magnoliopsida; Brassicales; Brassicaceae. The record is from the annotation of a GenBank genome assembly.
AGAGAGAAAACCGAAUCCUUGAAAACUCCAAUAAACUAACAAACGAGAAAACCAAACUCUGGAGAAUGGCGAAUCUACCUUCAUCUCUCUCCAUGGGCACACCUUUCGGUGGACCUAGCACCUCCGCACAAAAUCCUACCGGAGCUCCGGCCAACAAAGAUCGCAAUUUGGCCUCUGCUGAGCAGUUGGUACUCGAUCUCAGCAAUCCUGAACUCAGAGAGAAUGCUCUUCUCGAGCUUUCCAAGAAAAGAGAAUUGUUUCAGGAUCUGGCGCCUCUGUUGUGGAACUCUUUUGGUACAAUUGCUGCUUUGUUGCAGGAGAUAGUAUCAAUCUACUCUGUUCUUGCACCUCCAAAUCUGACUCCUGCUCAGUCCAACCGUGUUUGCAACUCGCUCGCCCUUCUUCAGUGCGUAGCAUCUCAUUCUGACACGAGAAUGUUAUUUCUCAAGGCUCAUAUCCCAUUGUACCUUUAUCCCUUCCUUAAUACAACGAGUAAGUCAAGACCUUUCGAAUACUUGCGGCUUACUAGCUUAGGUGUCAUUGGUGCACUUGUGAAGGUUGAUGAUACAGAGGUCAUUAGCUUCCUACUUUCAACUGAAAUUAUUCCGCUGUGCCUCCGUACCAUGGAAAUGGGGAGUGAGCUGUCAAAAACAGUGGCAACAUUUAUUGUUCAAAAGAUAUUGUUGGAUGAUGUGGGGAUGGAUUACAUCUGCACAACAGCAGAGCGGUUUUUUGCAGUUGGUCGAGUGUUGGGCAACAUGGUUCAGUCACUUGUGGAGCAGCCUUCUCCGCGGCUUUUGAAGCAUAUCAUUCGUUGCUAUCUCCGUCUAUCAGACAACCCAAGGGCUUGUGCUGCACUCGCAAGCUGUCUCCCUGACUCGCUAAGAGAUGGAACCUUUAGCAAUUGUCUUCGCGAGGAUCCAACUGCAAGGAGGUGGCUGCAACAGUUGGUUCACAAUGUUGGAGUUGGUCGAGUCCCAACACAUCAAGGUGGAGGAUUUGAGCACAUGCUUUGAGCGGAAUCCAUCUCAGCCCAUCCAUGGAGUAUUUCUUCUGGUUUUGUUUCUAAAUUAUUUUUGUGCUUUUGAUGCCUUAACUUAGAUGAUGGGUUAUAGGCUUUUUAGUCUGUUUGAAAUUCUUAUUGUAAUUAUUUAUAAGCUUUAGAUCAAAACCCCAAGAAUGCAUAAGUCUCGGGAUAAUAAAAGAUUGGUUACAAA